Lottia gigantea (owl limpet) is the source of this 1661-nucleotide messenger RNA. RefSeq lists its product as hypothetical. The coding region runs from base 107 to 1615 and encodes 502 amino acids. Gene Ontology annotation, cellular component: nucleus; cytoplasm. Gene Ontology annotation, biological process: ribosomal large subunit export from nucleus. The transcript has 14 exons. Lineage: Eukaryota; Metazoa; Mollusca; Gastropoda; Lottiidae. Gene Ontology annotation, molecular function: ribosomal large subunit binding. The record is from RefSeq and is a predicted model, not a curated record.
CUCAACACAUGGCAAGUAUUGGUUAUGAAAUAAUAUUUAAUGGAAAAAUAAUUGACAUUUUAUCAACAUAUUCUGUUCCGAUUUGGUUGAAAUAUCGGUAACCAAAAUGCAGACUCUUGAUGAAGAAAAUCUGGUGUCAACAAACACAAUAUUAUGCUGCUUGUGCAGUGCUCAGAUUGAACCCAAUCCAUCUAACAUGUGUGUAGCCUGUUUAACAACUCAAGUAGAUAUUACUGAAGGAAUACCUAAACAAGGUGUACUAUAUUUCUGUCGUGGCUGUGAGAGAUAUUUACAACCACCAACCACCUGGGUUGUAGCUGCAUUAGAAUCCAGAGAACUUUUGUCUUUAUGUUUAAAGAAACUGAAAGGCCUUUCAAAGGUAAACCUAGUUGAUGCUGGUUUUAUUUGGACUGAGCCACAUUCUCAAAGAAUUAAAGUAAAACUCACAGUACAGAAAGAGGUAGUAAAUAGUGCUAUAUUACAACAAGUAUUUAUAGUAGAGUUUACAGUCAACAGUCAGUUCUGUGAUGAAUGUCAUCGAGUGGAAGCUAAAGAUUUUUGGAGAGCUUUAGUUCAAGUUCGACAGAAGACUGAUCACAAGAAGACAUUUUUUUAUUUAGAACAACUGAUUCUAAAACAUAAAGCUCACAAUAAAACAAAUAAUAUUAAACCCAUACAUAGUGGCUUAAAUUUCUAUUAUUCUAACCAAGAUGAUGCCAGUAAAAUGAAAGAUUUUCUCACCAGUCACGUGCCUUCAAGAUAUCAACUGUCUAAAGAAUUGAUAUCACAUGAUAUUCAUUCUAAUAAAUAUCAGUAUAAAUUUACAUAUUCUGUUGAAAUCAUACCAGUUUGUAAGGAUGAUAUUGUAUGUUUACCGAAGAAAUUAGCCACUAGUAAAGGCAAUAUAAGUCAGAUAUGUAUCUGUUACAGUGUUACUCAAAUGAUACGACUUAUUGACCCCUUUACAUUGAAAGUUGCUGAAAUUUCCAGUAAUAACUAUUGGCGUGAUCCGUUUGUAAGUUUAACAACACAGAAAUCUCUAUCAGAAUUUAUGGUCAUGGAGAUUGAGAUAGUUCCUGAAAAAGACAAACCUAAUGUUGAACCAAUUUCUAAAAAGCAUGUGUUAGCAGAUGUUUGGGUGGCUAGAAUGUGUGACCUUGGGGUCAAUGAUCAACAGUACCAUACCAGAACACAUUUAGGUCAUUUACUGUCAGAGGGUGACACUGUUUUAGGAUUUGAUUUUAAUAAUGCUAAUUUAAACAAUGCUCAGUUUGAGAAGUUGAAACAAGACAGGAUACCAGAUGUUAUUAUAGUAAAGAAGGUUUAUGACAGAGCAAUGAGAAAUAAAAAAAGGAAAUGGAAAUUAAAAAGGAUGGCUGAUGGUAUGGAUACUGGAGCUGAUGAAAAGGAAUAUACUGCUUUUCUGGAAGAUCUUGAAGAAGACACAGAAUACAGACAAAAUGUCAAUAUUUAUGUUGAUCGAAAUAAAAUGGCAGUAGAAGUUAGUGAUACAGAUGAUGAGGGAGUUCCUCAGAUUAGUCUACAGGAGAUGUUAGAUGAUCUACACAUCAGUCAUGAUGCUACUGGGGAGGAUGGUGCUGCUAUGAUGGAAUAAUUUAUCUAUAUAUAACUAAAAAUAAAAUGUUGGAAUCUAGACAAAG